This is a messenger RNA of Salvia miltiorrhiza (redroot sage), 1267 nucleotides long. Its product is annotated as F-box/LRR-repeat protein At3g59190-like. Lineage: Eukaryota; Viridiplantae; Streptophyta; Magnoliopsida; Lamiales; Lamiaceae. The record is from RefSeq and is a predicted model, not a curated record. The transcript has a single exon. Gene Ontology annotation, molecular function: protein binding. The coding region runs from base 1 to 1080 and encodes 359 amino acids.
AUGGAGAAUCCUCAGAAAAGAAUUGCUGGUGAAUCCCAACUUCCAGAAGAAAUCAUUCAACACAUUCAAUCUCUUCUGCAUGAAGAAGAAGAAGCUGCUCGAACCUCUCUCCUAUCCAAGUCCUGGCACGGCGCGUGGUGCACGCGCCCCAACCUCAGUUUCGAUCAAUACAUGUUCUGGAAUCGCGUGGAUGAGUUUCCCGUAUUCACGAAGAAGACUAUGCGGAGGUAUGAAGAUUUGAACCUAAAGAUUAAGAGUUUCAGGCUGACGAUGAUGGAGGAAUAUGAAGAUCAUUCUCUGGCUAGAGAAUUGAUUUUGAAAGCCAUCGAAUUGGGGGCUACUGAUCUCACCAUUGAAAUACCGAGCUUGGAUGGUAUUGUGCUUGAAUCCGAAACCCUAGCUAGGUUAUCUGUUUUUGGAAGCAUAGCAAGACCGCUUCACUUUGACGUCGGCGCGAUUACGAAACUGCACAAGCUCGAGUAUUUGCGAUUGGAGGGUUUGGAUAUUAAACAUAGUUUAUCUAAAAACGAGUUGUGGCCUCAAUUUCGUUGUCUCAAAGAUUUGGUGAUCGUGGAUUACAACUCCGACUAUGAUUGGGACGAUGUAAGAAUUUGCAGCCCGUCACUUGAGCGCGUAAUCAUACUCUUCCAUGAGUGUAGAAACGUCAGUGCAGAGUUUGAUGUUCCAAAUAUUCGAUACUUCAAGUUCGAGGGUCAUGAAAUGCCGCGCCUCAAGUUCAAAGCAAUAGGUAGUAGGGAAUGGGAGUCGGAUAUACACAUACGUUUCUCGCCCUACAUGGCUAGCACUGCGUGGUUGUCUUCGUUGAACCAGUUUGUGAAGAUGUUGAGCUCAUCCCGAGUUUCUCUCUUCAUGUGGUGGGAUUUGCUAGAUGAUGGACAUGCUUUAUCUAUGCCUGUGGUGGAUAAUUUGAGGCCAGAAAUGCCAUUUUUGGAUGCUUUACUUUGGAGUUGUCGACCCAACUUCGUAAACGUUCAAAGACGUUUCUAUGGAGAUAGUGAAGGUGGAAGUGUUGAGACAAUUGAAGAUGGAGUCAUUCUUAGAUGGUGCAAGGGAUCCUAGGGAACUUCUUCACUUCCAACUGAUCAUGGAGCUUUCUGCACCCUAAUCACUUCCUACAUUAUUAGGUUAGACUUAUUUUUCUGUGCGUGGUUUGAGUACUCUAUGACACAGUCUUUAAAUUUCUUUAUUUACUUAUGUAAUUUAUAUAUAAAAAAAAAAGUUAGACUUAUUCUUUUUAACUAGAUAA